AUGUCCAAUAAAGCCUUAGAUCCCUCCACCGGAGCCCAUCAAUUCACUUUUGUUGGAGGUAAUAGCCCUUCAAAAGCGCGAAGUCAUGCUAUGCGGGAGUAUUGGAAACAACGACAUCGACGCCAGCAAGAGUCGACGCCUGGUGUGGGGCGAAUGGCUCGAGAGUUACUCCCACGUCAUCAGCAGAACAAAGGAACCUCCCAAAUUCAGGAUGAAGUUGCAGAUGUAUCUUCUUGCAGGAGACAUGAUCAUUGCGACGAUUGUGAAGAGAAUGAUUCCAAUAUUGCAGUGCAGCUUUUGAAAGGUGUCAGCUGUGCUCUACUUGGUUCAAGACCCGAUCCAUUUCAAACGUGUCCCAUCCACCUCACAUCCCAGCACCAAAAGCUUUUGCAUCACUGGAUAUGCACCCACGCCGCGAUGAUGUUUGACGACCUGGAUGCCAGUUCAUUCAAUCCGAUGAGGGAAGUUUGGUUUCCCCUGGACCUUUCAAAUGCUUCAUCUUUCAAUUGCAUCAUGGCCCAUUCUGCCGCCCACCUAGCUCACCUUUAUGCUGGGUCUCCUCCCCAUCGUGGUACAAAUUCAUCUGAUGCUUUGAAGUACAAAGCAGAGGCAGUAAGAAUUCUGAAUUCUUGGAUGGUUGAUCCUAAGAAAGAGCUAAGCGAUGACGCUUUUGCUGCCGUCGUUCGCCUUCUUACAUUUGAGAGAUAUUGGGGCAAUGAUAUAGAAUGGGAAAUCCAUCGCAAAGGCCUGCAAAAAAUGAUUAUAGCCAAGGGGGGGGGUUCAUGA
This is a messenger RNA of Penicillium waksmanii, 786 nucleotides long. RefSeq lists its product as uncharacterized. The record is from RefSeq and is a predicted model, not a curated record. Bases 1 to 786 code for a protein of 261 amino acids. NCBI's taxonomy places the organism in Eukaryota, Fungi, Ascomycota, Eurotiomycetes, Eurotiales, Aspergillaceae. The transcript has 3 exons.